This is a messenger RNA of Linum trigynum, 435 nucleotides long. NCBI's taxonomy places the organism in Eukaryota, Viridiplantae, Streptophyta, Magnoliopsida, Malpighiales, Linaceae. The record is from the annotation of a GenBank genome assembly.
AUGAAUGAGGCCACUAAAGCGGCGGGAAAUCUUCCCGGCCGUCGGAGUAGAAUCGGAAGAUUAGUAGCCAGCCUGACCAAGUACGGCCUCGACUCCGCCGCCGCCGACGCUCCGAAGGCAUCCACCGGUCUUAGGAGAGCAUAUGAGAUUGUGCAAGAGAUAUUGAGGGAUGAUCAUUCCCCAGCCUCACCUUCCCUAAAGCAACAAACCAAGCUCAAAGGUGUCGCAGCAAUGCUGGAAGAGAUGCAGAGGAAAAUGGAAGCAGCGGAGCAGAAGAGCGAGGAAGGGGUGGUGAGACAAUCAGGCGAGACAUCAUCAGCAAUAAGCGUAGAGUCGGGAGUUGUGAAGAAGGCACCGGAUGAUAAGUACCCUGUGAAAAAUUCAGCUGCUGUGCACACCGGGAAGAAAAUGAUCUUUAUCCGUUCCCGUCUCUGA